Messenger RNA from Acanthopagrus latus (yellowfin seabream), 3682 nucleotides. It is a transcript of the gene galnt4, whose product is annotated as POC1 centriolar protein homolog B (Chlamydomonas), like. Gene Ontology annotation, cellular component: Golgi apparatus. The transcript has 11 exons. Lineage: Eukaryota; Metazoa; Chordata; Actinopteri; Spariformes; Sparidae. The coding region runs from base 227 to 1981 and encodes 584 amino acids. The record is from RefSeq and is a predicted model, not a curated record.
CUGUCUUAACGGUCGCUUUGACGCGCAGCUCAGAAGCCCAACGUGGAGGAGAGAGGAUGUGGGUAUGCUGACAUCUGCAAGCCAGAGGUUUAACUGGAGGACGACCGCAGUCAGGCUGGCGAACGACGGCCUGAGCAACCUCGAAGAAACUCCGAGACAUGUAACUUGUCGUCAAGAGCCUUGUGUCCUGUAGGGCACCCAGAAGCUCGGGGGGAGGCUUUCCGUCAUGAGGGGGCGUUGCUCUCGCAAACUGGGCGUGCUGGCAAAGGCCGGCUUCCUGCUCUGGGUGCUGUGGCUGGGCUACAUUCUGCUCGCACCGUCCUCUUUCCCCUCCCCGUCAUCCGUCGACGAUGAUGACGAGAAACGCAGCCUUCAGGAGAGGCAGCUCUCUGUGGAGGAGAGCGGGGCUGACGGGUUGCUGGCUCGGCCCUUCUACGAAAAGUCACCGCCCGACAGCAAUGCACCCGGGGAGUGGGGUCGGGCCACGCACCUCAGCCUCAGCCCUGAAGAGAAGAAACAGGAGCAGGACAGCGUGGAGCGCUACGCCAUCAAUAUCUACGUCAGUGAUAAGAUUUCCCUCCAUCGACACAUCCAGGACCACAGGAUGAAUGAAUGCCGAAGUAAGAAGUUUGACUACCGGCGUUUACCUACCACCUCUGUGAUCAUAGCCUUCUACAACGAGGCCUGGUCCACCCUGCUGAGGACCAUUCAUAGUGUCCUGGAGACCACACCUGCCAUCCUGUUGAAGGAGAUCAUCCUCAUUGAUGACUACAGUGACCGAGGCUACCUGAAGUCCAAACUGGCUGACUACAUUAGUGAUCUGGAGCGUGUGCGCCUCAUCCGCACCAACAAAAGGGAGGGUCUCGUCCGGGCGCGUCUGAUCGGUGCCACCUAUGCUACCGGUGAUGUACUGACAUUCCUCGAUUGUCACUGUGAGUGUGUCCCGGGCUGGAUUGAGCCUCUGCUGGAAAGGAUUGGUGAGAACGCCAGUACCAUUGUGUGCCCCGUGAUCGACACCAUUGACUGGAACACCUUCGAGUAUUACAUGCAAACGGACGAGCCGAUGAUUGGGGGUUUCGACUGGAGGCUCACCUUUCAGUGGCACUCCGUCCCUGAAGUGGAACGCAAGAGGCGCAAGUCUCGCAUUGACCCCAUUAGGUCUCCGACAAUGGCAGGUGGAUUAUUCGCUGUGAGCAAAACCUACUUUGAGUACCUGGGCACAUACGACAUGGGCAUGGAGGUCUGGGGAGGAGAAAACCUGGAGCUCUCCUUCAGGGUGUGGCAGUGCGGGGGCAGUCUGGAGAUUCUCCCCUGCUCUCAUGUGGGCCACGUGUUCCCUAAAAAGGCCCCUUACGCGCGGCCCAACUUCCUGCAGAAUACCGUACGAGCUGCAGAGGUUUGGAUGGACUCUUAUAAACAACACUUCUACAACAGGAACCCCCCGGCCCGGAAGGAGAGCUAUGGGGAUGUCUCAGAGAGGCUGCUUCUGAGGGAGAGGCUGAAAUGCAACAGUUUUGACUGGUAUCUGAAGAAUAUCUACCCUGACCUACAUGUGCCUGAGGACAGGGCAGGCUGGCACGGAGCUGUACGGAGCUUGGGGAUUCACUCCGAAUGUCUGGACUACAACGCUCCGGAGCACAGCCCCACCGGUUCCCACCUCUCUCUGUUUGGCUGCCACGGCCAGGGCGGCAACCAGUACUUUGAAUACACGUCUCAGAAGGAGAUCCGCUUCAACUCGGUGACGGAGCUGUGUGCUGAGGUACCCGAGGGGCAGACCUUCAUCGGGAUGCGGCACUGCCCUAGCGAUGGGGAGGUCAAACCACCGAGUAUCAUCUGGGAGUUCAGACAGGACGGGACCAUCUACCACCCUCACUCUGACAUGUGUUUGACAGCGUACCGCACGCAAGAAGGCCGCACGGACGUCCAGAUAAGGCGGUGCACCGCGGAAGACAAGACCCAGCAGUGGAAGUUUGAGUGGUAGGAGGAGGAAGAGCGAAAAAGUGGCAGGGAACCUCAAGUGACCUUGUUUGGCCAUAGUGCAAUUACUACAGUGGAUGUCUUCUCCGCUGCUCUCUAAGUCUGCACUGAAUGGGAAUGGAGAGCAAAAAAAAAACAAAUAAAAAAACCCCUAAAGGUGGUGAAAAGGUCAUUUUAAGCCAAUGAUUCACCCAAUUCAACCCGUUUAUAGCCGUGUGAAUGGCACGGGAAUUGCAAGGAGAGGUUUAUUUGGUCCUUUUAAGCAGACCAGCUGAACUUCAGACUCCCGUGUUGCUCAACCAAGUGCCUCUGCAACCAGAAGCGGAAUCCAGCACACACCCGAAGUGUCAUUAUUAUUAUUCUUAUCACGUGUUCUUGCAUCUAACGCGAUGACACGAAAGCUGCGGAAAAAAAAAAACUGAUCCUGACUGACCAGCACACGAAAGAAGUGCCUUUUAAAUGAAAUGGAGACGAAGCAUUUUUCUAGAAAAAAAAAAAAAAAAAGACGACAUGCAAAAAUCCUGCUGCACUCCAAAACGAUACCUUGAUGUGCAAUUGAUAUGAAUUGUUAAAUCCUCGCUUGUUUUUUUUUUUAUUUUACUUGGUCAAAAAAAAAAAAACCAACACAUUUUUAAAGAGGAGCUGCUCAAAGAGGACGCGCCAGGAAUGUAAGGUCAGCAGCAUUUUUGCCCUGAACCAGCCACUUCCUAACAUGCUCCAUCAUGUGAGAGGAAGAAGCAGGGAGAGAGCGAGCGCUGCGGUCAUACUAGACUGCCUCUCAAUUGUAUCUCGUGCCUGUGGAGCCAGUUUCGGGGGAGAAUGCUGCCUGAACAAGACUUGAAGCAAUCAUUACGCAUUUUUAACCAAGUGCAAUCUGCCCCAGAGGGCCAAGCGAGUUGACAGGAAUGUUGUUAUCUCUUCUUCCCUGUUGUGUAAAAAUUUACAAUACUUUUAAAAGCUGUCAGCGUGCCUUCGAAAGGUUGUCACCCUAAAAGAACUUGUUUGUGCCGAAAUGAAACGUGCCAGUGGAUGUCACACGUAUUCAGAACAUUUUUUAAAAUGCUAAAACAACACUGGCUCGAUGCACUUGAUCUUAUUUAGACACAAGAAGCCUUAAAGGUAGCGCUUGUUUAAUUUAAUCCUUCAACUUGGCUGUGCCAGACUGUUUUGUUAAGACUCCUGUGUGUAAACUGUACUUGAAACGGCAUCAAAAAAUACUCCUGUCUUGUUGUGUUUUUUCUUUCUUUUUUUUUUUUCUUCCACUGAAGACCGUGUCGGUGUUUCUACUGGGAUUCGAGGAGCGAGAGACGCAGUGAAACUGUUGUUGAAAUGUUUGUUGAAUAGCAGCUGUAUUUGCCUAAGACUGCUUAUCACUGAGCAGUGUUUGGCGUCUGUGGCCCUUUGACUUAAUGAAUAUGAGAUAUUCACGCGAGUCAUUGGAUACAGUGGGUAAACAUGUAGGAAGGCUCCUGUUUUGUGUUACCUUUUUGUAAAUAAUGUUUGGUUUAAGGGACCAGAGUCGGGCAAUGGUAUUGUAAAGCACCUCUAAAACUACUGAUAAUGCAAAAAGGGAUGACGACGACGAUGAUUACUUGACAUGAAGGAGAAGGUGACUGACAUGAAAUGGACGGAUGGAUGUUUUGAGGUUGAUUAAAGCUGUUUGUUGGGAUGAUUGAAAGAAUUAAAAAAAAAACUAACCACCGUU